This is a messenger RNA of Rhincodon typus (whale shark), 687 nucleotides long. RefSeq names its product V-type proton ATPase subunit E 1. Gene Ontology annotation, biological process: proton transmembrane transport. Gene Ontology annotation, cellular component: proton-transporting two-sector ATPase complex, catalytic domain. The record is from RefSeq and is a predicted model, not a curated record. The transcript is spliced from 4 exons. Gene Ontology annotation, molecular function: proton-transporting ATPase activity, rotational mechanism. Lineage: Eukaryota; Metazoa; Chordata; Chondrichthyes; Orectolobiformes; Rhincodontidae. Bases 374 to 670 code for a protein of 98 amino acids.
CAUUGACAGAAUCAAGCAGACACUCAGUAGACUGCGCGGUGUGACGAUCUGUCGUGGACAGGGGUGGGGCGGGAGAGGGCACGUGACUGUAUAUGGGCGGGUCACCUCCUGGCCCUGCCCCCUUCGCUGCGUCAGGUGACUGUGUACAGCUACACGGGUUUGCUGUUGACGGUUACUACCCAGCUAUCAGCUGAGUUUUCAUCCUUUUGCAGUGAAGUGUCCUUUCAUCCCUCUAACAGGCCGAUCGUUAGAGGACUCUCCCCGACAAGCUUCGAGGAGUCCGAACACCUACUACGAUUUUCGGCUUCCCUGCCCUCUGUAGAGUUUGAUUUUUGUGGUUUCUCCCUCGGAAACAGACAAACCUCCGACGACAAUGGCGCUGAGCGAUGCCGAUGUGCAGAAACAGAUCAAACACAUGAUGGCCUUCAUUGAGCAAGAGGCCAAUGAGAAAGCAGAAGAAAUAGAUGCAAAGGCAGAAGAGGAGUUUAACAUUGAAAAGGGCCGUCUUGUACAGACGCAAAGAUUAAAGAUUAUGGAAUAUUAUGAAAAGAAGGAAAAACAAAUUGAGCAGCAGAAGAAAAUUCAAAUGUCUAACAUGCUGAACCAGGCUAGAUUGAAGGUCCUGAAAGCCAGAGAUGAUCUCAUUUCGGUGAGUUUGCUAAUAUUUUGAAUGAAUUAAAAUACUGU